GAGCACCACGCCCACCAUCAUAAAUCGGAGCACCCCGACUAGAGGGAUGCUCACCGCUGUAAGGAUUCGGAGGUGGGGCACCAUAAGAUGGGGGCAAGGAAUUCACCCCACCAUAAGCAGUAGCUGACGGAGCAGAGUCAUGUCCAUAAGCAGCACUCCCACCAUAAGAGCUUGGUGCAGGAGGAUAGCUUCCACCACCUCCGCCAUAAGAGGGAGCCGCUGGAGGAGGAACCUCAGCAUAACCAGUAUCUACUCUGCCACCAUAAUCUCCAUCAUCUUCUCUACCCACUCUACCAUGACCACCAUCCUCCCUAUCAUGGCUGUUGAAAGAAUCACCUCUACCCCUAUCACCACGAUUUCCAUUGUAGCCACGAUUUCCUCCACCAUACCCACCACGUCCACCACCGUAAUCUCCACCUCCACGAUUAUAACCUCCAUCACUACCACCCCUGUUAUAACCUCCUCCUCCUCCUCCACCACCACCACCACCACCACCACCCUCCCCCUCUCCCCCCACCAUCCACCCCUCAGCCGCUACGAAUCCCAGAAGCUCCGCGACUGGAACACCUUCGGCCAAUACCUCCGCAACCACCGCCCCCCUCUCACCCUCUCCCGCUGCAGCGGCGCUCACGUGCUCGAAUUCCUCCGCUACUUAGACCAAUUCGGCAAGACCAAAGUCCACUCCAUCGCUUGUCCUUUCUUCGGCCAGCCCAACCCCCCCUCCCCUUGUCCGUGCCCUCUCCGGCAGGCCUGGGGAAGCCUCGACGCCCUUAUCGGCCGCCUCCGCGCCGCAUACGACGAGCACGGCGGCGCCGCCCCGGAAACCAAUCCCUUUGCCGCACGCGCCGUGAGGCUUUACCUCCGCCAAGUGCGCGAGCUUCAGUCUAAGGCGCGCGGGGUCUGUUAUGAUAAGAAGAAGCGGAGUGGUAGUAAGCAACAACAUAGUCAUAUUUCUGGUAAUUAACCGAUCUGUUU
Molecule: messenger RNA, 975 nt
Organism: Dendrobium catenatum
Lineage: Eukaryota; Viridiplantae; Streptophyta; Magnoliopsida; Asparagales; Orchidaceae
Product: protein LIGHT-DEPENDENT SHORT HYPOCOTYLS 4-like
Exons: 1
Coding region: 140-964 (274 amino acids)
Biological process (GO): mRNA transcription; response to light stimulus
Cellular component (GO): nucleus
Source: RefSeq, a predicted model, not a curated record